UCCGCCGGAAGAGACGGCCCUCUGGCUCCCAAGGUGCCGAAGGGCCGCUCCGUAAUUUGGAGGUCCCUCUGACUUCUUCCCCGCACGUCAUAAACGCCCGAGUUACCCGGCGGAGGGAAGGGCGAGCGGUGGCGGGAGAACGAUGGGCGUCGUUCUGAGACCGAGCUCGGCGACUCUCUCGGCGUGGAAAUGGCUGGGGCUGGUGACGGCCGUCUGGGUUCAGGCCGUCUCCGGCAACAACUACACCUUCUCCAACUACUCCGGUGCCAUCAAGUCGCUGCUCAACCUGAACCAGGUGGAGCUCAACAACCUCUCCGUCGCCAAGGACAUCGGCAAAGCCUUCGGCCUGCUCGCUGGCUUCGCUUCCGACUACCUGCCCACGUGGGCCAUUCUCCUCAUCGGCUCUCUUGAGGGCUUCGCCGGCUACGGCGCCCAGUGGCUCGUCGUCAGCCGCCGGAUCUCCCCUCUCCCUUACUGGCAGAUGUGUGUGGUGCUGUGCAUGGGCGGAAACAGCACGACCUGGAUGAACACGGCGGUGCUGGUGACGUGCAUCCGCAACUUCCGGCAGAGUCGCGGGCCGGUUUCCGGGCUGCUGAAGGGAUACGUAGGUCUCAGUACCGCCAUCUUCACGGACCUGGCCUCCGCCCUCUUCGACAGCAACCCCUCUUACUUCCUGCUCAUGCUCACGGUCCUUCCUGGCCUCGUCUGCGUCACCGCCAUGGUCUUCCUCCGGGAGCUUCCCGCGGAGGACGCUGCAAGAGACCCACCCGAGAAAGAGUUGCGAUGCUUCUCCGUCCUCAACUUCCUGGCGGUUGUUAUCGCCCUGUACCUGCUGGUCAACGAUCUCACAGGCGCCCACGGCGUGCUGUUCUCCAGGGUUUUCUCCGCCGGACUGGUGGUGCUCCUGGCGACUCCGCUCGUCAUUCCGGCGUACAUGGUAGUCGGGCCUGGAGGGAGGAAGGGAGCAACGGCGGCCGAUGGAAAUGACGUCGAGUCGGUGAGGCAACCAUUGGUGGCGGCAGAGCAGGAAAGGAAGGUGGAAGAAGAAGAAGGGGAGGGAGAGAAGCAGGUGGAGCACGUUCGGGGAACGGUUGUUAUCGGGGAGGAACACACGAUCGGGGAGGCAGUUCGCACGUGGGAGUUCUGGAUCCUGUUCGGGUCGUUCUUGUGCGGUGUGGGAACUGGUCUGGCGGUGAUGAACAACUUGGGGCAGAUCGGGACUGCUCUCGGGUACGCGGACGUAUCCAUGUUCGUCUCUCUCACCAGCAUCUUCGGUUUCUUUGGCCGGAUUUUGUCGGGUUCGCUGUCGGAGCACUUUAUCCGGAAAUCGGCAACACCAAGACCAAUGUGGAAUGCUGCUUCCCAGAUUGUAAUGGCUGCAGGGUACAUAAUCAUGGCCAUGGCGUUGCCUGGAUCCCUCUAUAUUGGAUCGAUCGUGGUGGGAAUGUGCUAUGGUGUUAGGAUUGCCGUCUCAGUUCCUACGGCUUCUGAGCUCUUUGGCCUCAGAUAUUAUGGUCUCAUCUACAACAUUCUGAUAUUGAACCUCCCUCUUGGUUCCUUCUUGUUCUCCGGCCUUCUAGCCGGAAUUCUGUAUGAUAGGGAGGCAACCUCAGGGGCUGGAGGCUUCAACACCUGUGUCGGAGCGCAUUGCUACCGGCUUGUGUUCUUGAUCAUGGCUGUUGCCUGCGUCAUUGGCUUUGGAUUAGAUCUUUUGCUCUCUUUCAGGAUGAAGGAUGUUUACCUAAAGAUUCAAGCAACCAAGAAAGCCAGGGCAGAAAAGGAGAGUGCUUUCUCUGCUAGAAACUGAGCAGUCACCUCUCCUGGUUAUGAUCCUUUAUAUCAUGGUCUGCAUCAUGCUGUUAUACCCUUUUCCCUGUUACUUUCCCCCCUUGAGAAUGUCACUAUCAGAUCAUUGUCUGCUUUAUGGUUCAUUCUUACCAAGAAAGUGCGGUUCUUCCAAAUAAUGGGCAGCUGAGAAAGGAGCCUCAUCCCUCCUAAGAGUGAUGAUCAGAAUGCCAGAAGGUACUGUUUGUUGUUGUUGUUCGGAUUGCUAUAUGCUCUGCUUGAGGUGUCGAACAGCAGAAUGUUGAGAUUUGUAGCCUAAAUUCAUAAAAAGCCAUGAUAGUUCUCGAGCUUCUGGAACUGACCACCUCGAAGAUCUCAUUGAAGGAUGAAGGCCAAUACAUACGGCCAGUGGUCAGAUAAGAAGCCCAGAUGUACUUGGAUCAUAAGUAAGGUAAGGAGGAUUCAGCUCAUGUAUCAUUUCUUGCGUGGCAUGCCUAUGGCUACCAUUUGGUAAUGGGUUGUUUCUUACAUUGAGUGCUUGCUUGAUCACAAAAUAAUGUGUCGUAGUCCAAUAAAAGGAGAUGUACAACCAUUGCAUCAAGCAGACCUUGCAUAUAUCAAUUGAUUAAGUAGCCCCUUUCUCCCA
Molecule: messenger RNA, 2431 nt
Organism: Nymphaea colorata (pocket water lily)
Lineage: Eukaryota; Viridiplantae; Streptophyta; Magnoliopsida; Nymphaeales; Nymphaeaceae
Product: protein NUCLEAR FUSION DEFECTIVE 4-like
Exons: 3
Coding region: 143-1807 (554 amino acids)
Cellular component (GO): membrane
Source: RefSeq, a predicted model, not a curated record